Messenger RNA from Heterotrigona itama, 2987 nucleotides. NCBI's taxonomy places the organism in Eukaryota, Metazoa, Arthropoda, Insecta, Hymenoptera, Apidae. The record is from the annotation of a GenBank genome assembly.
GGUUCAACGUCUGCGGUUUACCUUCUCAAUAGGCAGAAGUUGAAAUCAAAAUUAUCCGCUAUAUCUGAAGUCAGUGGAAGUACGUGCAAGGAAUCUGACCUUUACCUAGAUAAAGUUUGUACGGUUCGUUAGACAGCUGCCAAUAGGGGAAAGGCACCGCUGCUAAUCGUCAUUCCUUCCGCGCUGUUAACCUCGGGCUUUCUUCUUUGCGACAUGGCAGCGUGAGUUUAUUUAUUGAUGCUAUUACCGGUAAUAGAUGUGUUUAUGUGCACACAGGUGGAAGAAUACCGCAACGAUGGGUAUUCGCAAUAAUGGGAUUUUUGGCGCUCUUCAAUGCUUACGCGAUGAGAGUCUGCUUAUCGAUCACAAUUACCGAGAUGGUAGUGCAUAAAAAUGUGACGGUAAGUGCUGACAAUACCUGCCUGAAUGAUGAACAAAAUGAUGAAGAUACGAGACCAUCGAACGCGAAGAAGUAUGAAUGGAGCGAGACGAUGCAGCUUCACACUUAUAGCCGUUUCAUUAUAAAUAUGUUGUUUGAAAGUAUUAAGCGUAAAGUGAAAUAUGCCGGAGUUUGUGAUUAUCGAGAAAAAAGAAAGGGUAUUAUCUUGUCGUCGUUUUACGUAGGCUACGUGAUAACACAUUUGCCCGGCGGGAUGUUAUCCGAAAAAUUCGGUGGGAAAUACUCCCUUGGUUUGGGGAUAUUGGCGACCGCUGUUUUCACGCUGAUUACACCAUUAGUCGUGGAAUACGGAGAGGCAGCAGGUUUAAUUGCCACGCGUGUGUUGAUGGGCCUUUGCGAGGGGACAACGUUCCCGGCGUUGAACGCAAUGCUCGCACAAUGGACACCACCGGAGGAGAGAUCGAAGAUCGGCUCAUUGGUAUUCGCCGGUGCACAACUUGGCACGGUGGUUGCCAACUCUUUGUCCGGUGUCAUUCUUUACUACUCGACAAUGGGAUGGCCGGCUGUGUUCUAUGUGUUCGGCGCUCUCGGCGUUCUUUGGUUUUUGAUAUGGCUGGUAACGUGUUACAAUAACCCAGACACGCAUCCGUUUAUAUCUGAAAGAGAACGGAAGUUCCUGCACGAAAGAAUGGACGCUCAUACGCAUAAGAAACCACCGUCGGUACCAUGGAGACACGUUCUGAAGUCUGUGCCGCUUUGGGCAUUAGUGGCGGCGCAAGUUGGUCACGAUUGGGGUUUCUUCACCUUGCUCAACGACCUUCCCAAAUAUAUGAAGAGCGUGCUCAAGUAUUCGAUCAAAAACAACGGAUUCCUUUCUGCUUUGCCCUAUUUGACCAUGUGGAUUUGUAGCCUGGUGACAUCGUUUUUAGCCGAUUGGAUGAUCACCAGUGGUCUAAUGUCACGUACCAACGUACGUAAAUUGGGUACCACCAUCGCUUCGCUCGGGCCAGGAGCUUUCAUUAUAGGCGCAGCUUAUGCCAAAUGUGAUAGAACAACUGUUGUCGUCAUGUUUACCGUUGGCACGACACUGAUGGGAACAUUUUACCCGGGAAUGAAAGUGAAUGCCUUAGACCUAAGUCCAAACUAUUCUGGCACCUUAAUGGCUCUGGUGAAUGGAGUAGGUGCUUUUACCGGUAUUUUGACACCGUAUAUCGUUAGCGAAUUAACUCCGGAUCAAACACUUUCCCAAUGGAGACUCGUAUUUUGGAUUGUUUUCGCUGUUUUCGCCGUGACCAAUCUGAUUUUUGUAUUGUACGCAAGCGGAGAAGUCGAGUACUGGAAUGAUCCUGAAUUUGUUAGAAGGGACAGGAAAGAAAGGCAGUUGAAGCUCGCAAAUAAAAAAGCAGAACAAGAUGACAAGCCUAAAGUGUCUCCCUGAUAUGGUUGAUUAAAUUCAGUAUGAUAAAUUUUUCAUAAUUUCGCGUGACAAUCACGUGCUUUAAUUCUUCUUUAAUUUGGACAGAAUAUACAUGUAAUACAUAUUAUAUACGUGUAAGCCCCGUUCUGUGCAUUACGCAAGUGAUGAAACUUCAAACGUAAAAAAUAUGUCCACGUCGUUGAUAUUCAUGACUAUGUUAUUAUACUCGCUAGAUUUUGUGUUAAUAUAGAAAAAUUAUUCCACGCAGUGGAAUUUUUAUAAAUUGUAUUGAAGCCCUCGGUGCAAUAUAGUCCGUUUCUUUUUAUAAAUCGACAUUUUUUAUUAAUUUUUUUAAAAACCAAAACAUUCUUUGUUUAAGCGAAAUAUUUUUAGCGGAUAUCUCUUCUUUUUAUCACUCUUUACAAAUAUCGAGUAUGACAAUUAGUAUGCAAUAUUGAGUGCAGUAUAAUAAUUUCUGCAUAUUUUCAAAUUGAGAAACAAAGACCAAAAGAGUGGCUUCAAUACUGCUUUAAAUUUCGUGGUAGUUGAUAUUUUUUCCUGUUUUUUUUCUUCCCUCUAGUCUAAUUGUAAGUUCGAAACGAAUGAUAAAUCGAACAACUGUGUAGAUACAUUUAUAUCAGACACACGUUAAUGAGCGAGAAUGAAAAACAUUCGGUUAUUACAUGUUACAUCGAUGUGUUCUCGCGGCUAACGAGAUUCAGUGUACCUGAAAAAUAUUUUUGUAACUACGCGUGUUAAAUAGGUGCGAAUAUCGCUAACGAUUGUUUUUGAAGCAGAUGAGAUAAUGAAAAAUUAUACAUAUAAAUGUAUGUAUCAGUGUUUAAAAUAAAAUCCGUGCGUAUACAUUUAUACAUACAAUUCGUCUAACAAAUAUCAGCAUUUAUCUUUUUGUUGCAUUAAAAAUAUAUUUUUUGAUUAUUUGAUUAUUUGAUUAUUUGAUGUUACUCACGCUUAAUAUUCAGAAUCAUGGUUUGGAAGAUCUUAUCACAUGUUAUCACAUCUCAUUAAUCACAACAAUGAUGUUACAUAAAUAAAAAAUGAACUUGAACGUUUCAUACAAAGAUCCAGUUGCUUUAUAUCAACAAGAUAAUAUGUUUAAACGUAACAUGUAUUUAAUACAACCAGUUCUUUUUUUUCAAUUUAUUUUUC